Messenger RNA from Helobdella robusta, 513 nucleotides. RefSeq lists its product as hypothetical. The record is from RefSeq and is a predicted model, not a curated record. Lineage: Eukaryota; Metazoa; Annelida; Clitellata; Rhynchobdellida; Glossiphoniidae. The annotation marks the transcript as partial. The transcript has 2 exons. Gene Ontology annotation, molecular function: protein binding.
AUGAACAAAAUCUCAGAACUUUGUAUCAAUAACACCAACAUUCCAUUCAUACCAAAUAAUUGUAUUAACAAACUGAAAACUUUGAAAAAAAUUUCAUUGCAGUUUAAUCAAAUUGAACAUAUCCAAAAGGGUUUGUUUGAUGGGAUGAAAAGUCUUGAAGAAAUAUUUUUGAGCAACAACAAGAUAAACUCUGUUGACGUGGAUGUGUUUUCAAACCAAACAGACCUUCCAUCGUUGCAUACUCACAAUUUAAUCGAUUCAAUUGAAGAUAGAUUUUAUUUGAACAACACAGCCGUCUUAGAUCUUAGUCAUAAUGGAAUAAGAAAACUCGAUUCACACAUUAUAAACUCUCUUAAAGUUCUGAAAGAAUUAUAUUUGCAUUCAAAUCUUUUGACUACUCUACCGAACGAUUUUUUGAUCCGCACAAGCGGUCCGCACCAACUGAAGGUUAUAAGUUUACACAACAACUCUUGGGAUUGCUCAUGUGAAAAUAAAUGGCUGAAGUCGUGGAUG